AUGCAAGAACAUACGGUUGUGACUUGGUUGUGUAGAAACAAUUUUCAAGAUGUGGUGGAAGUUGUCUUGGGAACAGCUCUGGCCAUCCUUCUGUAUCUCUCCUUCUUCCAGAAACCGAAAGGACUGCCACCAGGUCGCUGGGGUCUUCCCUUGAUUGGGUAUCUUCCUCUCAACGGUAAAUCAAUAGAAGAACAAGCUACACUCCUUCGCAAACAGUACGGGGAUAUCUUCCUGUGGAGAAUGGGGACCCAGGUGGUCGUGUUCGUCAACAACUUCAAACUGACCAAGGAAGUUUUCGCCAGCAAAUCCUUCACCGAUCGACCGGGCUGGGACAUGAUCACCUUGGAGGAGAAAGUUCCAUUGGGCGUGUUUGCGAGCAACGGCCACAUUUGGCAGACGAACCGACGCUUCACCCUCCGUCAGCUGAGAGACCAGGGCAUGGGCAAGUCGAGGCUCGUGUCAGGAAUCCACGUCCAAGCGAGGAAACUGGUGGAGGCGCUGAAGGACCAAGCCGGGAGGUCUGCGCCGCUGCCCCACGCACUCAGGGUCGGCGUCACGAAUGUCAUUUGGCAUAUGAUCGCAGGCAAAACCUUCGAGAUAGGAGACGAAAAACUGAUAGAAUUCGAACGGAUCAUAAAGGAACUGAACGACGUCACAUUUUGGAUAGGAAUUCCCGAUUUCUUUCCCUGGCUCAAAUAUCUGCCAAAAGUCCUACAAAAUAAACUCUUUUCGCUGGAUGUCAACAAGCUCCUGAAGGAAAAAUUCUUCGUUUUCUUCAACGAAACGAUCCAGGAACACAAGGCGUCGCUGGAUCCAAACAACCCAAGGGAUUUGAUGGACGCUUACCUGCUGGACAUUGAGCAGACGAGUGACGACCCCGACUCCAUCCGCACGAAAAGAGAUUUGGUUUUCCUACUGAUAGACCUAUUCUUCGCCGGAAGUGAGACGACCACCAACACGCUCACGCACUUGUUUUACUACAUGGCCAUGAACCCUGACAUUCAGAAGAAGGUGCAGGCAGAGAUCGAUGAAGUGCUGCCCAAGGGGACCCUUCCUACCCUAGACGAUAGGCCAAGCAUGCCCUACACGGACGCAGUCAUACACGAAAUCCUUCGUAUAACGUCCCUUGUGCCCCUUGGUGUCAUGCACUGUGCCAAUGAAGAUACCCAGCUGUCUGGGUACAGUAUACCCAAGGGCACCAUCAUCACGUCCGCCUUCUCUCACAUCCACUUCGACUCCAGGCAUUGGGAACAGGCUGAGAAGUUUAUGCCUGAACGAUGGCUCGAUCAGGAGGGGAAGUUCAACGGGAAGAGGGAUGGUUUUGUACCCUUUGGCAUCGGUCGACGGUCUUGCCUCGGGGAGACUCUCGCUCGAAUGGAACUCUUCAUCUUCUCGACCGCAGUGUUCCAGAGCCUCAACAUCGCCCCGCCCCCUGGUACAGCCCUCGACCUCGCCCACGACGAUAACCAGCCCUUCUUCCACAACGCUAAGACUCAAGAUGUGUACGUGACGGUUCGCUGUUCAGAGCUUCUUAAGGCUGAGAAUUUGCCGAUAAAAGUUACUCUAGAGUUCAGCACCGAUGCAGAACAAGAGGACCACGCAAGAGAGGAACUAUUCCUCUUGAUUCGAACAACAGGUGAAUCUGGGAAACUACCUAUUAAUUUCAACAGCAGUCAGCAGUCAGAGGAUUUAUACCCAAUCCUGGGCGUAUUUAGUCCAGCGGGAGAGAUUGUUAUUAGUAAAGUUAAACUCUACGAACCUAUUACGAAACAAGGCCGAUGGGGUCUUCCGCUGGUCGGCUACAUACCCCUCAGCGGAAAACACAUGGACGAGCAAUUCAAGGACCUCCAAAAACAACACGGGGACAUUUACUUAUGGCGAAUGGGCACCCAGGUGAUGGUCUUCCUGCACAGUUACCAGCUCAGCAAAGAAGCCCUCGGCAGUAGUGCUUUUCUCGACCGCCCGACGUGGGAACUGUUCAAAUUUAUGGAACCUGUUACUCUUGGUGAGGAAUCCUGUGUUCGGAUCGGUGUAAUUGGAAGCAACGGCAACAUCUGGCACACCAACCGCCGCUUCAGCCUCCGCCAACUCCGGGAUCAGGGGGGGAUGGGCAAGUCCAGCUUGGUCUCCGCGAUCCAAAAGCAAGCCCGCGAGUUGGUCGAGGCGCUGAAAGGCCAAGCGAGCAAGCCGGAGCGCAUCCCCGGGAUCUGCGGGUGGCUGUUAUCAACAUUAUCUGGCAUAUGGUUGCGAACCCUUGCCUUGGGUGCCGAGGGAUGCGGUGACGAGCGAGACCGUCGCCUGCCGUGUCUCCAUCUGCUCUGUUUUGCGUCUCAUGUUCUGCUCGUCAGGCAGCCUGGGCUGCCUGACGAGAUGUUCUAUUAUGCAGUUAUUCCUUGUAAACAGUUUGAAAAAACGGAUCCCAAGCUGCAAGAAUUCAUCGACAUUAUUGACGAUCUGACGCAAAAGUUUGGACCAAUAGCAAUCCCCGAUUUUAUGCCUUGGAUUAAGUAUUGUCUUCCUGAUUUCCUCAUACGCCGCCUCUUCUCCAUCGACAUGCUUUACACUCUGAAGGAUAAAUUCUUCGAUUACUGUAAGGAACUGAUCGAGGAACACAAAGCUUCCCUGGAUCCUGAUGAUCCUAAGGACCUAAUUGAUGGCUACCUUCUUGAUAUCGAGGCAUCGAAAGACGACCCAGACACGAUUCGAACAGGUAAGGAUCUGUGCAUCCUCAUCCUGGACCUGUUCUUCGCCGGCAGUGAAACCACGGUCGGGACCCUCGCCUUCAUGUUCUUCUACCUAGCCAACCACCCGGAAGUUCAGAGGAAGUUCCAGGCGGAGAUCGACGAGGUUCUGCCGAAAGGAACGCUGGCUACACUCGAGGACCGAAGCAGAAUGCCGUUCACUGAGGCCGUUAUUCAUGAGGUUCUUCGGGCAUCUUCUUUGGCAUCGCUUGGCGUUCAACAUGUUGCAGUGAGGGACACUAUGCUGGGUGGAUACUUACUCCCAAAGGGGACGAUCGUGUCGACAGCCGCAGGCGCCAUGCACCACGACCCCCGCUACUGGAACAACCCAGAGAAGUUCAUGCCGGAGCGCUGGCUGGACGACCAAGGGAAGUUUACGACCAAGAAAGAGGGGUUCCUGCCCUUUGGCAUUGGGAAAAGGGUGUGCGUCGGCGAGUCCCUGGCGCGCAUGGAACUCUUCAUCAUCUCCACCGCCAUCUUCCAGUCCCUGAGUGUGAGUCCGCCGCCGGGGUCAAAGGUCGACGUCUCACCCGACCCUGGCAAUCCUUUUGGUCACAACCCGAGGCAGGAGAAGGUCUGCUUCACCAUCCGCGAGUGAGUGAGGGAGGGAGAGAGGGUAUGAGGGAUGGGUAGGG
This is a messenger RNA of Penaeus vannamei (Pacific white shrimp), 3376 nucleotides long. The record is from RefSeq and is a predicted model, not a curated record. Lineage: Eukaryota; Metazoa; Arthropoda; Malacostraca; Decapoda; Penaeidae.